This is a messenger RNA of Coturnix japonica (Japanese quail), 2677 nucleotides long. It is a transcript of the gene SRPRB, whose product is annotated as SRP receptor subunit beta. Gene Ontology annotation, molecular function: GTP binding. The record is from RefSeq and is a predicted model, not a curated record. Lineage: Eukaryota; Metazoa; Chordata; Aves; Galliformes; Phasianidae.
AAGCAGGGCGGUGUGGACGUGUGCACGCGGGCCAUCAUGGCGGGCGCCGUGGAGCCGUACCUGGACUCGCUGCGGCGGGAGCUGCAGUCUCCCGGCCCUGCCGCUCUCUCCGUCCUCGUGGCGCUGCUCGUCGUCGCCUUCACUCUCCUGCUGUGGAGGCUCGCGCAGGGCGCACGGAGCAGCCGCAGGGCUGUGUUACUGCUGGGCCUCUGCGACGCGGGGAAGACGCUGCUGUUCGCACGGCUGCUGACGGGCAGGUACCGAGAUACUCAGACCUCCAUCACCGACAGCGCUGCUGUGUACAGAGUGAGCAACGACAAGGGCACUAAUGUGACUUUAAUCGACCUCCCAGGCCACGAAAGCUUGCGACUUCAGUUCUUGGAGAGGUUCAAGGCUGCAGCCAGGGCCAUUGUGUUUGUGGUGGACAGCGUAGCCUUCCAGCGGGAGGUGAAGGAUGUGGCUGAGUUCCUGUACCAGGUCCUGGUUGACAGCACUGUUCUCAAAAAUGCACCUGCGCUGCUGAUCGCUUGCAAUAAACAAGAUGUCACAAUGGCAAAGUCUGCAAAACUCAUUCAACAGCAGCUGGAGAAAGAGCUUAACACCUUACGAGUGACCCGCUCUGCAGCCCCCACCAGUUUGGAUGCCUCAGCCACUGGGGGACCUGCUCAGCUGGGAAAGAAGGGCAAGGACUUCGACUUCUCUCAGCUGCCCAUGAAGGUGGAGUUUGUGGAGUGCAGUGCUCGUGGCAGCAAGGGAGAGGAGGGAGAUGCUGACUUUGAGGACCUUGAGAAAUGGCUGGCCAAGAUCGCCUGAUCAGAGAAGGGCAGGGUGAGAGGGAGAGACCUGAGGACACGUGGGGGGCCCAUCAGGGGAGUGAAAGAAAAUAGAUGGUUUGAAGUACUCGGAUCUUACCAAAGCAGAAAGUGAAUGCUGGAAAAGCAUUGCAUUGUCUUCCUCUGUUUGGGAGCAUAUAACAUUUACUGGUGUGAUUUCCUCUCUGUCUCUGUCACACCACCACCUUUUUUCCCCUCUCUCCUCUGCUUUUUUUCCUGCGUUGCUGACCCAAUAGGCUUCUGUGUUUCCUUGAAAUCUUUUGUAUUUUCAUCAUCCAGCUGCCAAUCAACUUAGGAAGGAAUACACUGCCAGGUGAGUCUAGAAACUGUAGUCUGUCCUUUUCUGCUUUGUAUUAGCAUUGCAUCGCUGUUUCUUCAUGGAGGUGUAGUCCAGUUUUUGUGGAACUGGAGUGGCUUGUUAAAUUUCAAAGGCAAGCUGGUUGAUCUGCCCUUGUCACUGUGCAGUGCCUGUGUCUGGCUGUGGUGCCCAUGUCUCUGGUUGACUCCUUUUGCUGGACAGCUCUUGGGAGUUUUUCUUUCUGUCAGGGCUGUGCCUUGAAAGCUUGUUUCGCUCUAUUCUUUCUGUACUUCAGGCUCUUCUCCAACAGACUGUAAACAAGUGAAUGGCACUUACAGAAUGGUCCUAGCUUGAACCAAUGGAAGUGGCAUAUUUUUGGAUUCAUAUGUAUGUUAGGAGUUAGAUCUGUCAUGACAGACCCUUGCUGUUCUUUUUCCUGCCCGUCUCCUAUCCAGUGUCUACCAUUAGGAGCCCUUUUUGUGUUAUUCAUCAUAGCAGUUGCAGCAAAAUGAAGAGAAAGGUGAGCUUGAUAGCACGUUGGUGUGAGCGUGAUUCUUCCUUACAAGGAAGAUGCUUAUUGGAGAAGAACAUGAGAGCUUUUCCCAGUAUUUGUGGUGGUUGAAGGCAAAGCUGCUGCUGUGUGUGAUCUCAUCAGGGACUGCUGCCUGUUGCUGUAGCUCUUGGGGAGGCUCAGCUGGGCUGCUUUGAAGCUUGUUGAGACAGUAGUUGGGUCUGAUUCAGUAUGCCUUAGACCUGAACUUUCCAAAAGUUCCUUUGCUUUCCCUUUUCUUUGCUGUAGCCAGGAACAUUGGUUGUGUUGAGGGAGAAAUUGCAGCAGCAUCUGUGAGACUGUUUCAGUUUGUCCUUUCUGAACUACAGCCUUAAGACACUUGUCAGUUGCCCUGCCCAGCAGCUAUGUGCUGUGCUGUGGGAUGCUGGCUCUACACAACAUCUCUGUGAGGAGGAUUACUCUCCAGGAUUCGAUGCUGGGAACUACAAGGUCCUACUGCAUCUAGUUUUAUUGGGUUUUGUGUAGUUCUAAGCAAGGAGCAAACUUAGGCUUCUCAUGCACCUUUUCUGUCCUUUGUGGGUUUCUCUCUGGUUUAGUGCUUGCUUAAUGGCUCAUCUGAUCUGUUAUGCUCCUUUCUGGGCAUCAUCUGACUCCCUGUUGUACUGCUACAUGUUAGUAGUGAUGGGGGGAACACAAACAGGCUUCAGCAAAGACCUGUGCUCACAGUGAAGCUCUAAAGAUAAGCUGGGAGCUGUGCUGUCCCACAUAGGAGAAUAGGAGGGGUUAUAUUUAGGGACUGUGUUACAUUUUGAUAUUUGCUGCAGCCAAAGCAUUGCUGAAGUGUGUUUGUUGUGCUUGAACUCCCUUUGCUGCAGAAUAUUGCUGUUUGCUUGAGUGGUAGUUCUGUUUGCUAAGACCUACCUCCUUCGAAAUCAGAGUUGUACACCGCUGUCAGGUGGAAUAAAGUAGCAUGAGACCCUGUUUGGUUUUAAGUUAUUUCUGUAAUAAAGCAUUUGACUAAAAGUUUCUUCUCAA